Molecule: messenger RNA, 2257 nt
Organism: Magallana angulata
Lineage: Eukaryota; Metazoa; Mollusca; Bivalvia; Ostreida; Ostreidae
Product: putative Dol-P-Glc:Glc(2)Man(9)GlcNAc(2)-PP-Dol alpha-1,2-glucosyltransferase
Exons: 3
Coding region: 16-1482 (488 amino acids)
Biological process (GO): dolichol-linked oligosaccharide biosynthetic process; protein N-linked glycosylation
Cellular component (GO): endoplasmic reticulum
Molecular function (GO): dolichyl pyrophosphate Glc2Man9GlcNAc2 alpha-1,2-glucosyltransferase activity
Source: RefSeq, a predicted model, not a curated record
AUAACUUCUCCCUUGAUGACUUUUUACAUCUCCACUGUUAAAGAGCUAACAAUGGGACACGCAGCUGAAAUAUCGGUGUUUGUCAGCAUAUUAAUUGUAAACUUGAUUGUGAUGUAUUGCAUAAAUCAAGUACAACAGAGUCCAUACAUGGAUGAAAUAUUUCAUAUACGCCAAGCCAAACAUUACUGUCAUGGUAAUUUUACAGUGUGGGAUCCAAUGAUAACUACCCUUCCUGGGCUAUAUUUAAUAACAGUGGGAAUCUUGAAGCCUUUUAUUCUCCUGCUUGGGGUAGACACAGCAUGUUCUCUGGCAGGUCUCCGCCUCGUAAACAUCCUGUUCCAAGCAGGAACAUUUUAUGUCCUGAGAGCAAUCUACAAAACCAUACACUCUACACCCCAAGCAAACAACAAAGAAGCUGACAAAGUGGCCUUGGUGACAGCUAUAACAUUGACCUUCUUUCCUUUGCUGCACUUCUUCACCUUUUUGUACUACACUGACCCAGGAUCCACUUUCUUUGUCUUGCUAAUGUAUCUCUUUCAUCUUCAUGGAAACAAAACAUUGGCUGCAUUCAUGGGUGGAAUGUCAAUUUUGUUUCGACAGACAAACAUUGUCUGGGUCAUAUUUAUGGCCGGUUUGUCUGCAGCAGAUGUUAUUCAGGAUUGGAUGAACAACCAUGCGCAUGUCAAGAAAAAAGACAAAACACAGCAGGCCCCUUUAACAGAUGGACAAACCUUUCAGAGUUUCCUGAAACUUCUGUUUGGUGACUUUAAACAUGCACCCCAGAAGCUUCUCGGACUGAUUGGAUGUGUGAUAGUGCAGUGUCUUUAUUACAUCAUCAUCAUGGUACUGUUUGGUUUAUUUGUUCAUUUAAACAAAGGCAUUGUUGUAGGAGACAGGUCCCAGCAUGAAGCUUGCUUGAAUUUUCCCCAGAUCUUUUACUUUGUUUCAUUCACCGUUUUAUUUCUCGGACCAUACAUGAUCCGUCCAAGUCGGAUCAUUAAUUUCAUUCUUUUUUCUGUGAAUCAUCUAACACUUACUGUAGGAUUUUUAGCAAUAUCUUAUGCCCUUGUAAAUAAAUACACCUAUGUUCAUUUGUAUUUAAUAUCUGAUAACAGACACUACACAUUCUAUGUAUGGAGCAAAAUCUAUGAGAGAUUGCCUCAAAUCAGGUAUGCAUUGAUCCCAACAUAUUAUUAUGGAAUCUUUUCUCUUUUGCAAACCAUGAAGUAUAAAAAUGUAUUUUGGAAACUAGUUUUCAUUAUAUGUCUGUGUGCAUCAACGAUUCCGCAAAAAUUACUGGAGUUCCGAUAUUUUAUAUUGCCUUACCUAUUGUACAGACUCAAUGUAAGAUUCAUGUCAUGGAAGGAGUUAGCAUUAGAGGUCUUGAUAUACUUUACUGUCAAUGUGUUCACUAUUUACAUGUUCAUAGCCAAACCUUUUAAAUGGGGAGAUAAUGUUGAUUUACAGAGAUUCAUGUGGUGAUCUAGUCCAAAUUAUGAUUGGUAGACAUGUUUAUAGUUUGAUUAAUGUCAUUUUAGGUUUGAUUAGGCAUGUGUACAUCUGAUUCAUUUAAAAGUGGUACAUGUACACUUGUGCGGUACAUGUAUAAGUCAAUAUGUAAUGCUUUUUCUUGUUCAUUUUCUAUUCUUUGUUGCUGUAAAUUUUGAUUUGUAUUUGAUGUAUUACUUUUGAAAAAUAUUUUUGAUAGUCAGCUACUUUUUUAGUUUGUUUUUUGAAACAAACUGAGUAAAUGAAACAAUCUUGAUAAAAAAAUUGCAUUGAAUUGUAAUAACAUUCCAUAUAUCGAUAACCACAUAACUGAUUCAAUACCUAUGUGAAUUGUAUUAAGUUUGUAUUCUUGAAGAUGCAUUUUUUAAUGAAUAUACAUGUAACAGCAGUGAACUAACUUUACUUGUACUUUUUUGCUCACCUGAGCUGAAAGCUUAAGUGAGCUUUUCUGAUUACUUUUUGUCCAACGUCUGUCUGUCUGUCCGUAAACUUCUACAUUUUCAAUUUUUUCUCUAGAACCACUUGGCCGAUUUCAACCAAACUCGGCACAAAGCAUCUUUAGGUGAAGGGGGUUCAUGUUUCUUAAAAUGAAGGGCAACUCUCUCUUUCAAUGGGAGAUAAUUAAAAUAUUAUUGAAAAUUUGUUGGUAUUUUCAUAAAUCUUUUCUCAAGAACCAUUUGGCCAGGAAAGCUGAAAUUUGUGUGGAAUCAUCCUCAGGUAGUGUAGAUUCAAAUUUGUUCAAAUCAUG